This is a messenger RNA of Impatiens glandulifera, 2130 nucleotides long. RefSeq lists its product as uncharacterized. NCBI's taxonomy places the organism in Eukaryota, Viridiplantae, Streptophyta, Magnoliopsida, Ericales, Balsaminaceae. The transcript has 2 exons. Bases 1 to 2130 code for a protein of 709 amino acids. The record is from RefSeq and is a predicted model, not a curated record.
AUGCAUACACCUGAUAAAACAUGGAUGAAUCUUGCACGUCAACAUCGAGAUAGUCAAAUAUAUAUUCAAGGGGUUAAUUCUUUUUUGGACUUUUCUGAGAGAUCGGGUAGAACAAGUAACAUUUCAUGUCCGUGUGUUAAAUGUGGGAAUAGAAGUUACUUGGAUAGAGACAUCGUGAAAAGUCACUUGAUUGUGUAUGGAAUAAGACAAAGUUAUACAUUUUGGUAUUGUCAUGGAGAAAAGCGAUCUAGAAGUUAUGAAGAUUGUGAUAAUAAUGAAUUAGAGGGUGAUAAUGAUGAAGUAGAGGCUGAUAAUGAUGAGUUAGAGGAUGAUAAUGAUGAAUUAGAGGGUGAUAAUGAUGAAGACAGUGAUAACGAUGUAGAAGAUUCAAAUCGUGGUAAUGAUAGUGAAGAACCACAUGAGGAAGCUAAAGCUUUUUUUAGUUUGUUAAAUGAUUCCAAAGAACCUUUGUACCAAGGAUCAAGAAUUUCAAAAUCGUCAACAUUACUUAAGUUACUUCACCUCAAGAAUGCUGGACAAUGGACAAAUACAUCUUUCAACAUGUUGUUAAAAUUGUUGAAAGAUGAAAUAUUACCUGAAAAUUCUAAUCUUCAAGAUUCAUAUUAUGAGUGUAAGAAGUUUAUUAGGGAUAUUGGUCUUUCUUUUGAAAAUAUAGAUGCGUGCAAAAAUAAUUGUAUGCUAUUUCGGAAAGAGCAUAAGGAUUUGCAAUCUUGUAAAAUCUGUGGAUUAUCUAGAUUGAAAGUUGACAAUUCUAGUGGAGCAACUAUAAAGAAAGUCAAUGGAAAAACAAUCCCAAAUAAAGUGUUACGUUAUUUUCCACUAACACAAAGGCUACAAAGGUUAUAUAUGUGCUCAAAAACCGCUCAUUUAAUGAGAUGGCACAAGGAUACAAGAGUUGAUGAUGAUAUUUUGAGACAUCCGGCUGAUUCUAUGACAUGGAAAUCAUUUGAUGAAAAUUAUAAAGAUUUUUCCUUAGAGCCUCGUAACUUGAGACUUGGUCUCGCAAAUGAUGGGUUUCAACCAUUUGCAAAUGGAAAAACAUCGUAUAGUAUUUGGCCUGUGAUCCUUAUUCCUUAUAAUUUACCACCAACUAUAUGCAUGCAAUCAUCUAAUUUCAUUUUAUCAAUGCUAAUUCCUGGUCCAGAUAGUCCUGGAGAUGCAAUUGAUAUUUAUUUACAACCUUUGAUAGAUGAGUUGAGUGAGUUGUGGAAAACUGGAAUAAAAACAUUUGAUGCAUCAACUUCACGACAUUUUACUUUGCGAGCUGCAUUAUUAUGGACGAUUAAUGAUUUUCCUGCAUACGCAAAUUUAUCUGGUUGGAGUACAAAAGGAAAGUUAGCAUGCCCUUACUGUAAUAAAAAUACCAUCUCAAUGAGAUUGAUAAAUGGUCGUAAAGAGUGUUACAUGUGUCAUCGGCGUUUUCUCUCAGAAAACCACAAAUUUCGAAAAGAAAAAGAUUUGUUCGAUGGUACGAUUGAAAUUAGAAAGGCACCUGAAUUAUUAUCAGGAAAAGAUAUUUUACAUCAAGUACAAGAUUUGAAAGAAUACCUGAUUCCUCUUGCAACACGUGGAUUACUUCCAAAUGAAGUGUAUGAAGCCCUUGUUGAUCUAUCAAAGUUCUUUUCUAUGUUAUGUUCAAAAUCAAUAAAGAAAGAGGACUUGGAAAAACUUCAAAUUGAUAUUACUUUGACACUUUGCAAGUUGGAAAAAAUAUUUCCACCAUCAUUUUUUGACAUAAUGGUACACCUAUCAAUUCAUUUUCCAUUGGAAGCUUUGCUUGGAGGACCUGUUCAAUACAGGUGGAUGUAUCCGAUAGAGCAGUAUAUGGGUAUUUUGAAGACAUAUGUUCGAAAUAAGAAACAUCCAGAAGCUUCGAUUUCUGAGGGUUAUCUUGUAAAUGAAAGCAUUAGUUUGUGCUCAAGAUAUUUUGAAGAUUUAUCAGUACAAAUUUCUGAUCAACCAGAAACAUCCUUAUCAAUAUUUUCUACCAUUGAAGAAUUAUCAACAGGCACGCCAUAUAUUUAUGAAGAUGGUGAUCGAGAGCGAGCUCAUGUGUACAUAUUAAAAAAUUGUGAAGAAGCUGAACCAUUUUACAAGUAUGAAUAUUAA